AUGUCAGAAGACUUCGUCCGAGAUGGAUACAAAUACAUCAAGCCGGUACGAGACGAAUACCAGUCAUGUCGCGAAGAAAGCAGAUUUAUCAAUAUUGAUUCAUUGUUGAACUUUUUUCGUGGAGUUGUUGCAAACAAGCGUGAGAAUACAAGCUUUCAGGACUCAAAGAAGAAACAGAUACCUAAUUUGCGCGAUACGGUCGUGCCUGUGAUUGAUAUACACAAGGAACAUGUGAGUGAUUGGUUCCGAGAACUGGCCGGUAGCGUACCCCUUCAAAGUCUCGGUCGCCGGGUCCUAUAUUACAAGGACAAAGAUAAGGACGAAAUUUUGAGUGAGCUGUUAUCUAAUAAGGUUCCAACCACUCGUGCUAUUUGGUUCAUCAACAUGAGUGUGAUUGUUUCGGCAGCGUUGGCAGAAAACGCUAAAAAGAAACCCCGCGCACUUUCUGAUCCAACGGUUGAAUGGACAACCGCACUUUGUGGUAUGCUUACUCGUAUACUGGAUCAAAUUAGUUGCGAAUCCUCAAACGAUGCACUAGAUUCCGAUUGGAAUUACCUAUUUACUCUGUUGUUAGCUAUGUACGACAUGGAUAUGGCGGAUCAUUGGGAAGUGCUCAUUUGGUUGGUGGAUCGAGCCGAAAGCAUUUCAAAGCCCUUUCGGCCACCUGCCCCUUAUGCGACUCCUCCGACGCAGCCUUCAUUGCAGUUACAGGAGUCCAUUGAGAAUGAACGAUUAAAACUCAAAUUCUUUCUGCACUAUCUGUUGCGUGUUGGAAUUCGUUUUACCGAGAGUGAACUAAUUACCCGACGAUUACUCUAUUGGUGCUGUUCCGUUCUGUCAGAAGUCACUUAUUGUGAUUCACGCUCACCUGGAAACGAACCUCGAUCGAGCGCCCAGCUUGUUCUGGAUGAAUACAUCGAGACUUGUACGUGUCCUUUGCAUCGAGUUAUUGUGAUGUCCUUGAGCAGUCUGAUCGUGUGUCUAACUAUGAGCUGUCCAUCUGCAGCCGUUUGGAAUGAUAUACCACCGGUGGGGGAUCAUUUCUAUCUCCGAGGAUCACCAUUAGACUUGAUACCUUAUUCAUUGGUUGCUCUACCAAUGCCUCGUGGUCCCGAGGUGAUUCCAAUCAGAAAGUGUCUCACGGAAUUGGAAGAAAUCAUCAUCACCCGUGGUCGGUUAGCUGAGCUUGGUUGGAAUCGUCAGGCUGCUACGAACGUGAAUGGAGAACAGGUUGAACGGUCGUUAAAAUUACUGAACAUCUUGGAUAGUCAAAACUACUACGUGGCAAAAGAACUGAAUCCAAUGGAAGCUUUGUUCAAUUUGAUUUUCAAAGAUGAAACACUUCACGUCGAUACGGGGGCACUUGUGACAACCUUGUGUGACUGGGCUGUGUCUACGCAUCGAUUUGGAAUUCAUCGCGCCAUUAUCGUAGCGUGUUUGUUAGAACAACUUUGGUGUACUUUCCAAUCUAAUACAACUUCAAGACAGUUGUUUCAAGACACUUUGGUGGCGUUUCUGGAUAACUUUUCUACUACACUACCCCCAUUUGUUGGUGAUCAAGCUCCUAUAGAUAAUGAACCUAUGAAAAGUUUAGUUUGCUUAUUCGGCGAAUUGAUCGAUCGCCAAUUGUUCGACCAUGACGCUUAUGUACGACAUUUUAUUGCUAGAGGUGCUUUUAAUACCAGUGAUCAUCCAUUGGCUUUUGAGACCGGAUCAAUACAUCAUCAGCUGGGAUCGUCCACGGCUAGUCUCGGUGCGAACACCCCUAAUGCACAUUCACGCGCGACGCAUGUUCCAAGCUGUCUGACCAAUUUGAAUCUGUCCAAUAAUGCCACAGCUCAACACUCGGUGGCUUCCGAAAUGUCGGAAGAAAAUGACCGUUGCAGUAUGGACAAUCCGGAUUCUGUUCGUUCUGAGCUAGGCUUUCAGCCUUGCGCCCCACCCACUCACGGUUCACAUGCGAACAACCCCGAAAAACCGGUGCAGUUCGGCUCGACUGUCACUCGAUCACCUCACCUACACUUCCUGACACAAUUUCCGAUACCACAGGGAGAAUGUUAUGCCCACGAGCAAAAUCAGCGCUACCAACUGCUGUACGGAUCCGUACGUGCGAGAGAUAGAGCACGAUCCCGUGUGAGGCAUUUAGUUCGUGACAUAAAGAAGCUGUUCACCAAAGGGUCCUAUUUGGUCGAUGUGGUACAAGGGGAAAUGGGCAAACGUAAAAAGACUAAAGAUCGUGAGAAAGAUCGAGAGCAGUCAGUUUCAGCCAGUGGUGGUGGUGCUGGAGGUUCAGGAAAUUCUGCUUCAGGUGGGGGUACUGCUACUACUGGAAGCCUUUCUUCCACCGGGCAUCGAUCCUCGGAAGACACGCACUCAAUCGAUCGCCUUCACGAGGAUAUCAUGUCCCGAUUCGUUCGCUUAUCGUACCACGACAUGGAGUGUGUGAUCUCGCAGUGCACCCCCACGUUUAUGAAAAUGCUGAAUGGUUCAAGUGGUGGCAGUACAAGCAACCUGACUUCAGAUGAACACAGCGCUUCAUUUGGCUUAAAUAAUCCACCAUCUCCACAAGUUAACAGUAGUACAAUGGGCAACACAAUGAUAGCCCUACCCGGUUCUUCUGGUUCUUACACAUCUUUGGCGCCGCCUACCGCAUCACAAACACAUAUUUAUAUGCCAGUACCAAGUUCGAUCUUCUUAUUUUUUGAUCUGAUUGAGACUUCACUGAACAUAACUUGCCUCAUUUCGACUGUGGUCGACACACUGGAGCGCCUGAAAUCUCUUUUCGAGAAUCGCACUCAGUUCAUGACACUGUACAUGUCUUACAUGUGUCUGCGUGCCAUCGGCAUACUACAGCGCUACCAACCGGUACUACUUACUAUGAGUAUAGCUCCUCGACUGUUCUCCACUCUAAUUGCCCAAGUAUUUCAGGUGAAAGAAUCCACACAAUGCUUUCCUUCAGAACGAUGUAUUUUGGCGUAUGUACACGGCCUAUUUUCCUCAAGCUGUGCCGUCCGUUCUAGUUUUACGUCGUUUUAUGGUAAAGCUCAUGGAAAGGUUUCUGCUAUUUUCCGUCGGGUUCUUCCAGGAAACGGAAAGGGCAAAUUUGAUCCGAAUUAUGCCGCUGAGCUGUUGGAUGAAAAGUCUCAGGACAAUGGAGCCUCUUUUCCUACCUAUGCAGAAGAUUUACGGCGUGAAUCCAACUCUCGAUUUAGCUUUGUAUGCCGAGCUAUCGUAUUUGUUUGUCAAGCUGAAACCAGUGAACGAUUGAAUUAUUUGUGUAGCCUUUGUGUGGAACUCACAGCACAAUGUAGCGAACUGAGUUCCGAAUGGAUUGGUUCAUUGUAUGCGAUACUUGCGCCUCGAACCGAAGCACCAAGAUACGAGCCAUUGGUGAGCACAAUCGAACCGACAGAUGUGAACAUGUAUGACAAUUUGAGCUCACUCAUUGGCACUUUGUUAUCUCGCCAUUGUUUUCCAAUAUCGGAUUUUCUUCAAUCGGUAAUAUGUGCAGCCAUGGCCCAUGGAUUAAAUCAAGUUUCUCAGCCCAUUGGUCCUCAACUGGAGCCAAUCAUCCGCCUCGCUUGUCAUAUUCUGCAUAGACUUUUCACUGCCGAAUCAACUGUCAGCUCACUACAGACUGCUUCCAACGUACUCACUCCAAACCAUGAUGUUUCCGUCUCAAAUGCGAGUAACGCAAAUCCUGACUCUAUGGUUUCAUCACCUCCAUUUCGUAUAUCUGAACCACUGCUUCUGACUGGUGCGUUACAAAAAGUCGGAACAGAGGUUCUGGUUGAUGUGCUAAAAAUGCUGAUGGUGAAUUAUGAUAAAGCAUUUCAUGCAGACCCUUCACACUCAGAUGAUCAUAUCGAUAGUACAGGAGAACCACCGGAUGAUGAUGGAGACGGAAAUCAAGGUCGUGGUUCGGAUCUGGACAUGGAUGAUGAUCAGGAUUCCACUGAAGACUCUUCCGAUCCGUCUCGGCGCCGAAAACGGGGCAAGCAAAACGAAAGUUCGAAAGCUCGUCAGCGCAAGCGACGUAGAGUAAGUGUUCGACGGGCACAGACAUCCGUUCAUCCUGUACAUUUUAUAGUACAGCGCUAUUUGGAUUCUGGGACAUUACCGACGGUAGCCGAACUUCGCAGUCUCCCACUGGAUGGCCUGAUACAACUGGUUCUUCGUGAGAUCUGCACAGUUUAUUGGGUUCGGGAGCGGUUCUGUGGUAUGCCCUACGAAAGAUUGAUUUGUGAAAACGUCCUGAUAGAUAAAAACUUCUCCCACAGUCAGGCACGUCGUUUACUGCACACCAUAUUCUACCCAUAUGAUACUUCCUGGUCAGAUGUUGCCUCCGCUUCCGACGGUUUGGCUGAAGCAAUGUGUCAUGCGUUGAGCAACUUGAACUUGUGGACAUUUAAUUGCGCGCACAUGAAAUUCGAAUUACUUUAUAAACAAAUUCCGUUCUCUCAUCAAGCUGAAGUGCUCGGAUUUGUGGCCCAGUGCCUUGUGUCAGAGUUUCAACGACAGGCCUUGACAUGGCUGAAUGCGGAUGGUUCAUGUGUUACCACAGAUGGCUCCGUGGGACUUAUUGGUGGUCUUCCGAAUUUCGAUUUGGAUGAAGACGAUCCGGUUUGGCUUUUACCUGUGCUGAUUCAAAAACUACCGAAGCCGAUGAAGUGCCAGAUAGUCAAAAUCACCCUAGAGGCAAGUACUGAUGUGCAACCCGCAUGUCCCGAUUGGACGACUUACGACAAUCUGAAAGGCAUUCGGAACUACUGGAAGCACAAAAAUGAUGAGGACAAAGAAAGUGUUCUGCUCCAACAUUCAAUCAUAUUGGCACACCCGGCGUUCUUCUCUCUGUUACAAAUAUGUCUAGAAGAAGCAGAUCAUAAGGAAGCACUAAAUGAACAAAUUGAAUACUUUGUUCCAAACGCUCGUGAUACAGAAGAUCAUGUCCCGGACAAUUUACGUACCAGACAGGUCGUUCAGGAAUGUUUACGACUUAGACUUACGCUGAUCGGUCAAAGAUUCCAAGAGUUGCUUACCGAUUCGGAAACAUGCACGCGCCUUGCACAAUUACUAACUCAGUUGAUCAGUCACGGAGUUACGGAACCCGAAUCUAAUAGCGCUCUGUUUUUUAUGGUACUAGACAUGCUGCAGACUUUGGUUCAUACGUUUGCUGCACGUAAUGGUUUAGAAGGAAAACCGUAUCAAAACUUGGUGAAAAGACUCCGUCGAGAACUCUCCGAACGACCGACCACCUCAGGUAUAGAACAAAUCAGACCCUUAUUAAUCCCACUGAAAGCAGCUUAUACUGUCUUUGUUACGGGUCGAUCGCGUCAACGGGCAGGAGCUUCGGGGACAGCCGGUAACUCGUCUUCUGGUGGUUCUGGGACCGGUUCUCUGGGAAAAGCUGGCGGCGCUGGUAAGUCUAGUGGUAACAAAGGGUCCGGUAAGUCAAGUGGAGGAAAUCGUUCGGGCUUGUUCGGUUCCGUCGGUAGCGGUCCUGGUCGUGGCCCUAAAAAGCGCGGAUUCAUGAUCAUUGGCAAAGAACGGUUUGCUCCGUGGGAUAUUCAAGACCCCAGUAAACAAUCCGCGUUGCUGUGUAUGCACGGAGCCACCCUUACCGAGGCUGUGCUUUCUCGGACUGAAGAUCAAGCUAAUAGACUGAUCAGACACGACCACUUUAUUCGUUUACGACGCCCUUUGGAAUUCUAUUUAACUCCGGUCUAUCCUGAAAAGAACGAAUCUAAAGGCUCUGUUCAUAAUGGGCCUCCAUCAACAAGCAAGGCAUUGAAGCGGGAAUCAUCCAAUGCAUCGUCCAUGCUUCCACCUUCUCUCAGACCCCAAAGUUCGAAUGUUCCUCAUUGCGAGCCUUCGCCGUCUGCUCUCCAAGCAAGUCGGAAACACGGUUCCGUCGGUCACGGAAUGAAUAAGCUGCCACCUCGUUCAUUUGGCCAUGAUGGUGGCGUCCCCGAAGAACCGACCGCUUACAGUGAGUCCAUUCGAAUAGGCAGCUCGAUUCAACAGGAGACUUUAUCAAGAGCAGGUAGCAUGCAUUCUUUGCAGUCCGAAUACUCGCAAGAUUUGUCAUCUGAACACUUAAGAGCGCAAUCCAACCCCUCGUCGUUUGGUUCAGCUUUACAUGUUAAUAUGAUCAAAUCACAAUACGUACAGCCUUGUAUUGGCAGUGGAUCCAUUGACGGUCAUAUCCAAUCCGUUUCGGAGGGAUCAAUGAAAUCAAUGGAUACGUCUAAACAUGGUCCCCGAACGGCAGUUUUAGACGAUGUUUAUAGUGAACUAGCUUUCUCCCAGACAGAACCGACACUGAGCAAACCCGGUCGUGCUCCUGGUAAAUUCGCACCUGAUCCCCCGCAAAUAGCAUCUGGUACUGCGGAUAUGUCCACAUCUUUUGUUUCCGCUCAACCGACAGCUACCAAACGAAAACGCGGCGCUGGACGAAGGGCACCUGUUGCUUCAGUUUCGGAACGCUCAUUGCCUGGUAACGCUACAGCUGCUCGCCCAGCUCCCAACGUUGCACCUGGUCGUACGGCUGCUGCAACUGUUCGUGCAGCAAACGCGGCUGCUAAUGCUAGGAUGUCGUCUGUCGGAAUGAUGGACACACUUCAUGUGCAUUCUACACUUCCUUGUGGUGAAACGGUUCCAGAUAUAGCCUCAUCUAGUGCGCCCCAGAACUCAUGGGUGAAUAAGUCGUUCCCGCACGAUUCAGUUAAUCCGGCAGACGGUCACAUGUCUGCACAGUCUUCUCGUGGACCAGCUCAUCUUGUUAACUUAGGCGGGUUCAUACGAAACCGUACUCAGCAACAACAGCAGCAGCAACAACAACAGCAGUUAGUUUCGGUUUCUCUGCACCCCCACCAUCAGCAUCAAUCACAAGCUUACAACACAUUUGCUGACUCCGGUUCAAACCCAGCAGGCACUAUUCGUGGAUCACAGCAAGAACUGUGUACUGCUACUGUUUAUGUCCAGUCGAAUCCUUCGUUUGAUGGCUCAGUGGGUAUUCCGCAUUCACUGGGCGUGGCUGGCCCCACUACGUCCUAUGGUGAUAAUACAGUGAGUUUUGUCACCUCAUUUCCCCAGACAGUGGAUAAUGUGAUAAAUCCUGUGAGACAACAAACUGGCGGUACCCAAAAUGCCCCUCGUUAUAUGCCUCAGCUUACAACCCAUCGCGCACAAAUGACCGUACACCAGAGUGUUCCCAUCACGGGGAACCAGUCACAACAACUUGUACCUAAUCCUCCACCCUAUCCCGUUUCCCAAUCCAGUCAUACACAUUUGACUCAUCAUCAACAACAGCAGCAAACACAACAUGUGAUUGGUCGCAAUCCAGAUGAUAAUUUUGUUUUGAUGCUUGAUACAUCCACAGAUGAUGCCUUUGUUAGAGCAGGUGGACAGCCUGGUAUGCCCUCUCAUCUAAUUCCCCGUCAAACAGCUUACCACACAAUGCGACCGCAUCAGCCUCAUCUUCAUGCACACCAUACACAACAACAGCCACAUCAACACAACGCUGUAGGUGAUCAAAUACCAGUUCAAAUGAUGCCACAACACACACACGGGACCGGAUUGGGAGCAACCUUUCAACGUGUACCUAAUCCUAGUCAGAUUCAUGCACCUCCUCACAAUGCCCAAACUAAUCCAACACAAACCCAUUACUCCCGUUUCGCAUAUUAA
Molecule: messenger RNA, 7686 nt
Organism: Echinostoma caproni
Lineage: Eukaryota; Metazoa; Platyhelminthes; Trematoda; Plagiorchiida; Echinostomatidae
Source: the annotation of a GenBank genome assembly